Lactuca sativa (garden lettuce) is the source of this 917-nucleotide messenger RNA. Its product is annotated as early nodulin-like protein 13. The record is from RefSeq and is a predicted model, not a curated record. Gene Ontology annotation, cellular component: plasma membrane. Gene Ontology annotation, molecular function: electron transfer activity. NCBI's taxonomy places the organism in Eukaryota, Viridiplantae, Streptophyta, Magnoliopsida, Asterales, Asteraceae.
UCAUCACACUCUGCCACAUAACUCCAUUUUGACUCCAGUUUUCUCUGAGCUCAUGGCGUCUCAGAUAUCACUCUGGUUUUUAGUGGCCUUGUUCAUCACUUUCAUAUGUUCUUCACAAGCUGCCACCUUGGAAGUUGGUGAGGAUGACGGAUGGACGUUAAACCCUGCAGAAAGCUACGCUGCAUGGGCUGGAAGAUUGAGGUUUAUGGUUAAUGACACCCUACAUUUCAAGUAUGAUGAUGCGACGGAUUCCGUUUUGGUGGUUGAUAAAGAUGAUUACGAUAGCUGCAAUGUUGAUGAUCCCAUUGAGAAGCUCGAUGGUGGUGAUACGAAUUACAGACUUGAACAUGGGGGACCUAAUUACUUCAUUACUGGUAAUAAAUCCAACUGUGAACAAGGUCAGAAGGUUGAUGUGGUAGUUUUGCAUAUUAGAACCCAAUCGCCACCUUCACCUCCGCCUGCUCCAGCACCUCUUCCACCGGCUCCGGCAUCUCCUGUUACACCCCCACCAACUGCAACUCCUGUUUUGACUCCGCCUGCUUCUGCUCCUACCGGAGGAAGCUCAGCCACCCCAGUUGCAAGUAAUCCGGCGGACUUGAAUCCACCACCACCAACACCAGCACCAUCCGCAACACCAUCGUCGGCAACAGCGGUUGUUUCCGGUACCAUAACUGCAUCACUUGUGACGAUGAUCAUUGCUUUGUGUUUGAUUAAUUGAUGAUUUUUAAUUUAACAUAAGAUUUGAAGGGUUUCAUGAUUGUGUUUAAAUCUUGAUGGUUUUGUUGAUCAAUUUCUUUGUAUUGUUUAUUUUAAGUUGUAUUGUUUAUUUUUCUUUUAGUUGAUGUUCAGUUGUUGAGUGUUCAUCAACCGAUGUUUUACAUUAAUGUGCAAUAAAGUUGGGUGGUUUAAUCUUUUUA